AUGAGCGCGCAGGACGACGAGCCGACAACUUACGAGGAGACGCUGGAAAGGUGGGCGCUGUACGACUGCAGCGCCAUCGAAAGAGCGCGCAAUAAUGACGAGAUGAGGCGUCUCUUUCAACGGUUCCGAGCUACUCGGGGCAAGCCUGCCACGGCCACAAGAACCGUGACCCUCCAGUCCCUGGACAAAGCAUGGACUUCGUUCGUACUUCGAUGGAACAAGGAAGGCGGGGAAGCCUUCGAGCGCACAUUACAGGAACGUGAGGCGACUCACGCUCGGCUGUCCGUCGGUACUUUGAAAGCUCAGGUGUGCCAGCUGUCAGAUGACCAAGGUCGCCAGUGCUGUUCUGUACAUCGUGGAAAAGGAUUGGAGAGAUGGCAUCGUCGCGGUGAGGAGAGCCGCGACCCUCACGAGAAGCCGUGGAUCCAGAACGAGAGUCAUCGUGGUUCAGGACCCAAUUGGCGGUAUGCCGAAGUUUACCCUCACUAUGCGCGAGAGGCGCGAGGCCGUCGCGCAGAAAGAGAGGAUCGUGUGCGCCGGAUGGAUGCUGCGAUCACGCAGCGUCUGGAUCGCCUUGCUCGACGUGUGGAGUAUCUGGAACGGGAGAACCAAGAGUUGCGUCAUCGCCGGCGUCGACAAGAUAUGGCGCAGGGCGACCACGGUAGCGUGGGCGCAGAGGACGAUGUACGUCUAGAAGCGUUGGCGCCGGACGAUCUAGACGGGAGGAGACACGAGCAUGACGCCGAUAACUCGCGUAAACUGGGGCAAAACCCGUUUACGUCGGAUUAG
Phytophthora infestans T30-4 is the source of this 789-nucleotide messenger RNA. RefSeq lists its product as uncharacterized. The record is from RefSeq and is a predicted model, not a curated record. NCBI's taxonomy places the organism in Eukaryota, Oomycota, Peronosporomycetes, Peronosporales, Peronosporaceae. The transcript is spliced from 3 exons. The coding region runs from base 1 to 789 and encodes 262 amino acids.